This is a messenger RNA of Cucurbita maxima (winter squash), 3734 nucleotides long. Its product is annotated as exocyst complex component SEC5A-like. Gene Ontology annotation, cellular component: exocyst. Gene Ontology annotation, biological process: Golgi to plasma membrane transport; exocytosis. The transcript has 21 exons. Bases 163 to 3438 code for a protein of 1091 amino acids. The record is from RefSeq and is a predicted model, not a curated record. NCBI's taxonomy places the organism in Eukaryota, Viridiplantae, Streptophyta, Magnoliopsida, Cucurbitales, Cucurbitaceae.
CGAUUUCAUCUACCUUCCAUUUUUCGUUCUUACUUUCUCGGGCGCUGUUCAUAUUCAAUUCCGAAUUCCAAAUUCCAAUUGAUUUGAGGCUUUUACCACUGAUUUCCAGAUCUACUCUUAAUUCUCAAUCUUCCGGUGAUACUGAAUCAGAAUCCGGCGAAAAUGUCCACCGACAGCGACGACCUGGAUGAGGAUGAACUGCUGCGGAUGGCUCUUAAGGAGCAAGAACAGCGCGAUGUCAAUUAUGUCUCUAAAUCUGGGAAGCCCGUUGCUAAUUACGUCCGACCGUCGGCUCACUCCCGGAAAUCGGCUUCUGCAGCUGCUGUUUCUUCUAAAACUAGUGGCAGUAAAGCGCAGCCUAAGGGUGGUAGGAGAGUUGUCGACGACGAUGACGAUUCGGAGGUCGAGAUGCUGAGCAUUUCCAGUGGUGAUGAGGAUUCCACCAAUUAUCGUCGAACGUCCGCAGUUAGAGGUCGCGGCGGUAAGGCGGCUAGGUCCUCUGGUAGGGACGAUGAUCCUGGCUGGGACGGCGAGGAGCCUCAUUGCUGGAAGCAUGUUGAUGAAGACGAGCUUGCUAGAAGAGUACGUGAAAUGCGGGAGACAAGAACAGCACCGGUUCCUCAGAAGUUUGACCGAAAGGUAUCUGCCAUUGGUAGACCGGGGCUCAGCCAUUUGCAGUCAUUCCCUCGUGGCAUGGAAUGUAUAGAUCCACUUGGGUUGGGAGUAAUAGACAACAAAUCAUUAAGAUUGAUUACGGAGACAUCUGAGAGCUCUCCUAAAUCUGAGAAAAAUUUCAUUGAUGGUGCCUUCCGAGACAAGUUGAUGUAUUUCUCUGAAAAAUUUGAUGCAAAACUUUUCAUUUCUCGGAUACACCAAGACACAAGUGCAGGAGACUUGGAGAAAGGCGCUUUUUCUAUAAAAACUGACCUUAAAGGACGGACGCAGCAAAGAAAACAGUUAGUCAAAGACAAUUUUGACUGCUUUGUAUCAUGCAAAACCACAAUUGAUGAUAUUGAGUCCAAGUUGAGACGAAUUGAAGAAGACCCUGAAGGUUCUGGAACUUUACAUUUGUUUAAUUGUAUUCAAGGAGUAAGCAAGCAAGCCAAUCGGGCUUUUCAGUCUCUGUUUGAAAGACAGGCGCAAGCUGAAAAGAUCAGAUCAGUUCAAGGAAUGCUGCAAAGGUUCAGAACGCUUUUUAACUUGCCAAGUACCAUUCGCAGCAGCAUUAGUAAGGGUGAAUAUGACCUGGCAGUUCGGGAGUACAAAAAAGCAAAGUCAAUUGCUUUGCCAUCUCAUGUGGGAAUUUUGAAAAAAGUUCUUGAAGAGGUUGAAAAAGUGGUGCACGAGUUCAAAGGCAUACUUUACAAGUCAAUGGAAGACCCAAAAAUAGAUUUGACAAACCUUGAAAACACUGUGAGACUACUACUGGAGCUGGAUUCUGAAUCAGAUCCUGUGUGGCAUUAUUUAAACAUACAGAAUCACAAGAUACGAGGUUUGCUUGAGAAGUGCACCUUAGAUCAUGAGUCAAGAAUGGAAGCUUUGAAUACUAAAAUGCGUGAAAGAGCUAUUGCUGAUGCAAGAUGGAGGCAGAUUCAACAAGAUCUGGAUCAAUCUUCAGAUGUUGAUCAUUCUUCUGUUAGGGUUGGCCAUCUCCCAGUGGGUGUGGAACUCGUGGAAGUAAAUAGUGAAGAAGUUGAUGCUCUCAGAGGUAGAUAUAUUCAGAGAUUGACAGCUGUACUUAUCCGUCACAUACCAGUGUUUUGGAAAACUGCUCUUUCUGUUUUCAGUGGGAAAUUUGCCAAGUCUUCUCAAGUUUCUACUGAAUCAAGUACAAACACCUCGGCUAGCAAAAAUGAGGACAAGGUUGGUGAAGGGAAGUACUUGAAUCAUUCUCUCGAGGAAGUUGCUGGGAUGAUACGCAAUACACUGUCUGCAUAUGAAGUAAAGGUUAACAGCACCUUUCGUGAUCUUGAAGAAUCAAAUAUUCUUCAGCCGUAUAUGAGUGAUGCCAUAAAUGAAAUAUCUAGCACAUGUCAAACUUUCGAAGCGAAGGAAUCAGCUCCUACAAGUGCUGUGAUUGCACUGCGAACACUUCAAUCAGAGGUGACAAAGAUUUAUAUUUUAAGGCUUUGUGCCUGGAUGCGAGGCUCCAUCGUAAAUAUUUCGAAAGAUGAAACAUGGGUCCCUGUGUCAAUUAUUGAGAGGAAUAAAUCUCCAUACACAAUCUCUUUCUUGCCUCUAGCAUUUCGAUCUAUCAUGUCUUCUGCAAUGGAUCAAAUAAAUUUUAUGGUUCAGUCUUUAACAAGCGAGGCUUCGAAGUCGGAGGAUAUAUUUUUGCAACUUCAAGAAAUUGAGGAAUCUGUUAGACUUGCAUUUUUGAACUGUUUCCUUGAUUUUGCAGGUCAUCUGGAGAAUAUUGGAAAUGGGCUUAUCCAGACCAAACAAAACAAAGACAAUCCACACUUGCAGAAUGGAUUUUCUCAUGAAUUUCAGGACAAACUACUUUCAGAUGUGUCUGGGAAUUUUGUGAAUCCACAUCAACAAUUGUUAAUAGUCUUGAGUAAUAUUGGUUUUUGUAAAGAGAACCUUUCGUGUGAAUUGUACAGCAAGUACAAGCAUAUUUGGUCACAUUAUAGGGUAAAAACUGAAGAGGAUAGCAGUGACCUUCAAGAUCUUGUUAUGUCCUUUACUGCAAUUGAAGAAAAGGUCCUUGAACAGUAUACCUAUGCAAAGGCAAACUUGAUGAGAACAGCUGCUACUAACUAUUUACUGGAUUCCGGAGUCCGCUGGGGAGCUGCUCCUGCAGUUAAAGGUGUGCGUGAUGCAGCUGUAGAGCUUCUCCACACUCUUGUGUCUGUCCAUGCUGAGGUUUUUGCUGGUGCUAAGCCCCUUUUGGACAAGACACUAGGCAUUCUUGUUGAAGGUUUAAUUGAUACUUUCCUCAGCAUUUUUGAUGAAAAUGGAACAACAGAGCUACAGUCACUUGAUACAAAUGGUUUCUGUCAACUCAUGCUUGAGCUCGAGUACUUCGAGAUCAUAUUAAAUCCUUAUUUCACACCGGACGCAAGGGAGUCUUUGAGGUCUUUGCAAGGAGUGCUUUUGGAGAAAGCUACUGAAAGUGUGACAGAGGCAGCUGAUAAUCCAGGCCAUAAUCGUCGGUCAACUCGUGGGAGCGAGGAAGCUCUAGAUGAACGACAGCAAGGAGCAACUGCCCCAGAUGAACUUAUUGCACUGGCACAGCAGUACAGCACAGAGUUGCUUCAACAAGAGCUCGAGAGAACACGAAUAAACACCGCUUGCUUUGCAGAGUCGAUUCCAUUAGAUUCUGUUCCUGAACCACUCAAGGCAGCAUACACUUCAUUUAAUGCCACUUAUAGAGGAGGCAUAACUCCCACGGGGUCUCCUAGUUUCUCGUCCCGGAGCAGGCGUCGCUUAUAACCUUAGAUUCUUGUUUGCUUGAUGGAUUUUCCCAUGUCAGAGCAGAACUACUUUGCGGUUUUGUUCAUUCUUGUAAGUAAAUCUUCAUUGGUCAUCCUAGUUUUAUUUUUCCCCAUGGUCAGUUUUUGCUGUAUAAUUGAUGUCUAUUAUUUACUUUCAGGGAUGUGGAAUUGUUUAUAUCGUCCCAAGUUUACUUAACAAAUAAUUAGUGUCGACAUUAUGUUCGGUUUCUUGGUCUAUACAUUUGUGAAUGUCUGCUUUCUAUCUUAGAAGUUUCAAGUCUUAAUUGUUGUGCU